Molecule: messenger RNA, 2842 nt
Organism: Nymphaea colorata (pocket water lily)
Lineage: Eukaryota; Viridiplantae; Streptophyta; Magnoliopsida; Nymphaeales; Nymphaeaceae
Product: sucrose synthase 7-like
Exons: 17
Coding region: 75-2618 (847 amino acids)
Biological process (GO): sucrose metabolic process
Molecular function (GO): sucrose synthase activity
Source: RefSeq, a predicted model, not a curated record
ACACCCACCAACUUCAUAGUUCUUUUUCUAUUAGCUUCGGCUUUUUAGCUCUUCGCUUUCUCUCCUUUGUUCUGAUGGCGAGAGCACCAUCUUUCAAAAGAUUGGAUAGCAUUACAGAUGGAAUGCCAGAAUUUCUGAGGGAAACUAGGCACCAUAUGAGAAAAUGCUUUUCCAGUUACGUAGGAAAGGGAAAGAGAGUCCUGAAGCCUGAUGUUCUCAUGGAGGAGUUCGAGAAAUCUAUAGAUGACAAGCCAAAGAGGGCAGAGCUUCUUGAGGGAUUCCUCGGUUAUGUAGUGAACGCCACCAAGGAGGCAAUCGCCAUUCCGCCAAUUAUUGCAUUUGCAGUCAGACCAGCUCCAGGAAUCUGGGAGUUCCUCAAAGUGAACGCUAAUGAUCUGGAAUCUGAAGGGAUCUCUGCUUCCGAGUACCUGAAAUUCAAGGAACUCGUAUUCGACGAGGAAUGGGCCAAGGAUGAGAAUUCCCUAGAACUAGAUUUCGGGGCUUUUGACUCUUCGCUUCCCAAAAUUAGUCUGCCUUCUUCAAUUGGAAAUGGUGCACAAUUUAUCUCCAGAUAUUUGUCUUCAAAACUCACUAAGGAUUCCUCUACAUCAAAGCAAUUGCUGGAGUUCCUUCGCACGUACCAGUAUAAAGGAGAAAAUCUUAUGAUUGAUCGGAGUGUCGAUACUGUGCAAAAGCUUCAAUCUUCUCUUCUCAUGGCUGAAGUUUUCCUUUCUUCAGUUCCUAAAGACACCAUCCACUACCGGUUCCAGGACAGGCUCGAGAAAUGGGGAUUGCUGAAAGGUUGGGGAAGCACCGCUGAACGCGCAAAAGAGACAAUCCACUUGCUCUCUGAAGUGCUUCAAGCACCUGAUCCGGUAUCUGUGGAGAAGUUUCUCGGCAGCAUUCCUACCGUAUUCAACAUUGUGAUCUUCUCGCCCCAUGGUUACUUUGGCCAAGCCGACGUUUUGGGCCUGCCAGAUACUGGUGGUCAGAUUGUUUAUAUUUUAGAUCAAGUUCGGGCCUUCGAGGAAGAGCUGCUUACUAGGAUUAAGGAGCAAGGGUUGGAUAUCGAACCUAAAAUACUUGUGGUAACGAGACUGAUACCAGAAGCGAAGGGAACCAAGUGCAACCAGGAAAUGGAGAAAAUUCUCAACACUAGAUACUCAAAUAUCCUCCGGGUUCCUUUCAGACAUCCAAAUGGGGUUGUUUUACGCCAGUGGGUCUCACGUUUUGAUGUGUACCCAUACCUUGAAAGAUUUGCCAAGGAUGCUGCUGAUAGAAUUAUAGGAGAAAUGGGUGGAAAACCUGAUCUGAUUAUUGGAAAUUACACUGAUGGGAACCUGGUGGCAUCUCUUAUGGCCAGCAGACUUGGAGUUACCCAGGCAACCAUAGCACAUGCUCUGGAGAAAACCAAGUAUGAAGAUUCAGAUGCUAAAUGGAAACAACUUGAAGCCAAAUAUCACUUCUCUUGUCAGUUUACCGCUGAUAUUUUCUCCAUGAACAUGACAGAUUUCAUCAUCACAAGCACAUUCCAAGAAAUUGCAGGGAGUGAAAAUCGGCCAGGACAAUACGAAAGUCAUGCUGCAUAUACCAUGCCCGGCCUUUAUCGAGUGGUCUCGGGUAUCAAUGUAUUUGAUCCCAAAUUUAAUAUUGCAUCCCCAGGUGCUGAUAUGUCUGUUUACUUCCCAUACACUGAGAAACAGAAAAGGUUAACAAACUUCCAUCCAGCGAUUCAAGAAUUGCUCUUCAGCAGGGAGGAAAACGACGAGCAUAUAGGGUUUCUUGAAGACACAAAAAAGCCAAUUAUCUUCUCGAUGGCAAGACUUGACACAGUGAAGAACAUCACUGGACUGACCGAGUGGUAUGGAAAGAACAGAAGGCUAAGGAACCUUGUCAACCUUGUUGUUGUUGCUGGCUUUUUUGAUCCGGCCAAAUCAAAAGACAGAGAGGAAAUUAGUGAAAUAAAGAAAAUGCAUUCUAUCAUUGAAAAAUACCAACUGAAAGGCCAAAUCAGAUGGAUAGCAGCACAAAAUGAUCGCUACAGGAAUGGUGAACUGUAUCGCUGCAUUGCUGAUACCAAGGGAGCAUUUAUUCAGCCUGCUCUGUAUGAAGCUUUUGGACUGACAGUGAUUGAAGCAAUGACUUGUGGACUACCAACAUUUGCGACAAACCAAGGUGGACCUGCUGAAAUCAUAGUGGAUGGAGUUUCAGGAUUUCACAUUGAUCCAAACCAUGGAGAUGAAUCUAGCAACAAAAUUGCAGAUUUCUUUGAGAAGUGCAAGCAAGACAACCAACAUUGGACAAAGUACUCAGCUGCAGGACUCCAGAGAAUUCACGAAUGCUACACGUGGAAGAUCUAUGCAAGCAAGGUAAUUAACAUGGGUGCUAUCUACAACUUCUGGAGGCAGCUCCAAAGUGGAAACAAGCAUGCCAAGCAAAGAUACUUGCAGAUGUUCUACAAUCUCCAAUUCAAGACCUUGGCAAGGACAGUCCCCAUACCAGAGGAGGAGCCCAAAAAGCCAGAAUCAACUGCCAUCAUAAAAGUCAAACCAGCACCAAGCAAACGUGCUUCGACCAGAUUUCAGAGGUUCCUGACCAAGUGCAUUGAUCGAGCAUAGACAAGACACUAGGAAAUGAAGAGAUGGCAAUGCAGCAUGCGUCGAUGCCUUUACAAAAGCUCAUUCAUUCAGCAAGAAAUAAUUUUGAUGCAUUGGAUUUGUAUUAUGAUGAUUGUUCUCAGUGGUCUUGUCAAUAAAAUAAAAAUGUACCUACAUCAGAACUAGAUGUGGGAACAAAAGCAAUACAUAAGAUAAAGUGAAAGCAGCUACUUGUCAAGAAAGAG